Molecule: messenger RNA, 555 nt
Organism: Paramecium sonneborni
Lineage: Eukaryota; Ciliophora; Oligohymenophorea; Peniculida; Parameciidae
Source: the annotation of a GenBank genome assembly
AUGAAAGUAAAAAGAAAUAUAGAUGUUUUCUUUAUUCUUUAAAAAUUGUAAAUAUUUUGUGAAAAGAAAUUCAAACAUGAGAGAAAUGUAUUAGAAAUUUAAUAAAUAACUCAUUUUCACUUACAACCUAAAAAUAAAUGUCUUAGAUCUCAAUAUUGCCACAUCUAUUAUAUUCUUUAUUUAAGUUUAGUAAAAUGAUUUUAAACAGAUAAUAAAGAUUGUUAAUUCAUAGAAUUGAUCGAAAAAAUUUUAAAUUAAUAAGUUACAAAUGAGGCAAUUAAAACCAUCUUCAAAGAGUUGAAAAUAAAACCUUUUUUUUUUCUUAAAAUGUAAAUAAAAAUUUACAAAAGUAUGAACAAAUUCUUAGAUUAAAUAUAAAUGAGGAAGAGUAAAACUAUCAAUUAUUCUUAAUCCUGUCUUCCAAAUAAUCAAAUUAAAAUAAUUAAUGUUUCAGAUUUGGUAACAGGAAUUAUUUUGAUGGUUAAUGGGUAAAUAGGUACUAAUAAUAUUGUAAAAGAUGAAAGAUUAUGCACCUUUCCUUUUAAAUUUUUAUGA